Messenger RNA from Lagopus muta (rock ptarmigan), 5856 nucleotides. RefSeq names its product thioredoxin related transmembrane protein 3 (gene TMX3). Gene Ontology annotation, biological process: peptidyl-cysteine oxidation. Gene Ontology annotation, molecular function: protein disulfide isomerase activity. Gene Ontology annotation, cellular component: endoplasmic reticulum. Bases 632 to 2074 code for a protein of 480 amino acids. Lineage: Eukaryota; Metazoa; Chordata; Aves; Galliformes; Phasianidae. The transcript is spliced from 16 exons. The record is from RefSeq and is a predicted model, not a curated record.
CUGGAUUAGUUGCUUUUCCAGGAUCUGCACUGACCAGCAAGCCAGCAGAGGAUGGGAAAAGAGGAGAAUGAUAAAAUUGAUAUUAGAAUGAGCCUGUGUUUUUCAUAAACAUGAUGGAGGUUUGCUGACAUAACAGUAAGUAUGGAAUUCUACCCAUCAAAGACCUCUGGAUGAUACAGAUAUGUUGAAAUUCACAUUUCAAGGAAGAUGCUCAAUCAGAGUAUCUGGAGGCUGCUGGGACAUCAUGGUGCCCGGUUUGUUCAGAAGGCUCUGCUGAGUCCUGUCCAGCUAGGCAGUGAACGUCCUCACAAACAGGCAAAAGCUUUCCACCUGCGACUGAAGGCAAAAACCUGGAGACGUCUACAAGACCGGGAGGAGCCCUAGCCCUUUGUGUUCCCAUAGGAGCUACUGGAACGCGGCGGCUUCCUCGGGAAAAGUAGGAACGCGCUCUACCGAGGCAGCGGGCUCACACCAAGUUGUACCCAGCCUCACGCCAGGAUUUCAUGAUUCCCUCUUCUUCUUCCGCCUCCCAAGGGCAGCUCUCCAGAGCCCUGAAAGACACAGAGAUGCAGAAUCAGCCACCCCGGGCCGCCCGUUACCCCCACGGCAGACUGCGCCCUGCUGCCCGCCCAUGCGCAGUGAGGGAAGGUCGGCACGGCGCCGUGCCGUUUCCCCUUCCGGCCGUGCCCGGUCUCCUGUCAACAUGGCAGCGCUGGGCGAGUGGCGGCGGUGUCUGUGGGCGGCAGCAGUGGUUGCGCUGGCGGUGGCAUCAGAGGCGGCUUUUGUGGAAGACCUGGAUGAAUCGUUUAAAGAAAACCGUAAAGAUGAUAUUUGGCUUGUAGAUUUUUAUGCACCAUGGUGUGGCCACUGCAAGAAAUUAGAGCCUGUGUGGAAUGAAGUGGGUAUAGAAAUGAAAAACAUGGGCUCUCCAGUAAGAGUCGGGAAGAUGGAUGCAACUUCCUUCUCUAGUAUUGCAUCUGAAUUCGGAGUGCGAGGCUAUCCAACAAUUAAGCUCUUAAAAGGUGACUUGGCAUACAAUUAUAGAGGACCCAGGACCAAAGAUGAUAUAAUUGAAUUCGCUAAUAGAGUAGCAGGACCUCUUAUCAGGCCACUUCCUAGCCAGCAUAUGUUUGAGCAUGUGCGAAAGAGGCAUCGUGUAUUUUUUGUAUAUGUUGGUGGGGAAUCUCCUUUAAAGGAAAAAUACAUUGAAGUUGCUUCAGAACUAAUUGUUUAUACAUACUUUUUUUCUGCCUCAGAAGAUGUGCUCCCUGAGUAUCUGACCUUGCCUGAACUACCUGCUGUUGUUGUAUUCAAAGACGGAACUUACUUUGUGUAUGAUGAAUAUGAAGAUGGCGAUCUGUCAUCCUGGAUAAAUCGAGAAAGAUUUCAAGGUUAUCUUACUGUAGAUGGUUUUACAUUGUAUGAACUUGGAGAUACAGGAAAACUUGUGGCUAUUGCAGUGAUUGAUGACAAAAACUCUUCAGUGGAACAUACCAGACUGAAAUCUAUUAUUCAGGAGGUUGCAAGAGAUUAUCGGGAUCACUUUCACAGGGAUUUUCAGUUUGGCCAUAUGGAUGGAAAUGAUUACAUCAAUAGUUUACUAAUGGAUGACUUGACAAUUCCUACUAUCGUUGUUUUGAAUACCUCCAAUCAGCAGUAUUUUCUACCAGAUAGGCACAUUGAGAACACAGAAGAUAUGGUUCAGUUUAUUAACAAUAUCUUGGAUGGUACAGCUGAAGCGCAAGGUGGUGACGGAGUUCUGCAGCGAAUCAAGAGAAUAGUCUAUGAUGCCAAGUCUACUGUAGUGUCAGUGUUCAAGAGUUCACCACUUCUGGGAUGCUUUCUCUUUGGGUUGCCCCUGGGUGUCAUCAGCAUAAUGUGUUACGGAAUCUGCACAGCUGAUACAGAUGGAGGUGUAGAUGAACAUGAGGCAGUUAAAAAGGAAAACAGUGAUCGGGAGCUCACAGAUGAUGGCAGUGAGGAGGAGCAAGAGGAGGAAAAGAACGGGAAGUAUGCAGAACUUUCAGAUGGAGAGCUUAAACAGAAAGACCUAUUGGAAAAGAAAAAAGACUAAUGUGUUGAGCAAAAAAUCUCUAGAAUUUCCAAAUAGACUAAUUUAUUGAAGGUAGUCAUUUAUUGAUGAUCUUCAUGAAAGAGGACCUUUUUGUGUCUGCGUUAUGGUAGUUUUGACUUGCAUGUGUUUAAAUUUUCUCAGAUAUUGACAGGGAAAAGAGCUAAAUAGGGAUGUUCUCUCAAUUGUCUUUAACAAUUAUCAAAGGAAUAUGAAGGAACUUGCAGGUACUUUUGGGGAGGUUUUUUAUUGUUUGUUCCUAGAACAAUGAGAUAAUGUUACUUGGCUUUAGUAUACCUGAUGAACUGAUAAUAGUACAGCCCAGCCGAGCACUCAAAAUUAAGGCUGUAUACUAAAAAAAAUUCAAGAGAUCUGUAAAUUCUUUCAGAACCUUGAUGGUUAAAGACAUGUUACGGUUUUUCCAGGAACUCACAUGUUUUAUUGUUGCACAUUAUUUUGGAAAAAUAAUUUUUUGUUAUCAAGUUAAAUGUAAAUUGUUAUAAACCAGAGGACUGUUUUAUUAUGUACUAAUGUAAUUACUGGCAGUCGGGAAUAUCUCUGUGAUAUACAACAUGUUAGCAGCUAAAAAUUAUUGGAGAACUACAUUUUAAAACUUUUCAAACAAGGUUACAUGUUAAAUUGUUUUAUGCUUACAUAACCUUUUAUUACAAAUGAUCAUUUGUACUGGAAGUUUUCUGAAACUACAGUACAACUUGAUAAAGGAUGACACAAGCACUCUAUUUUGCCAAAAUCCCACAUGACAAGCUUUUUGACUGAUGUAAACAUGUUUACAGUGUUUAGAUUGUUACAAGUCUUUGAGGUGGUUUGUGUUGAUAUUACUAUUUGAGACUGUUACCUAGAGAGUUAAUGGAGCAUAAUAUUAACUUUCAUAAAGAUUGAUCAGUAUAAUGCAUUUUUAUUAUCUGUUUUGUCACAAUAGUCACUUCUAAUACGAUCCUGUGAAAAUGACUAGUUUGUGUCCAAGGUUAAAAUCUCCAAGGCCAUUAGCACUGAUGCUAUGAAAAGUACCACGCAAACAGAACUUCUGUUGCUCCUUAUCUUGGUAUUCAUGCUAUUUUUUUUGUUCUUUUAAAGUAAUAUUACAAUAUAAUACAGAUGAAGUCCUCUGUAUAAGGCAGCUAGAUCACAUAAGAAAUUACUGUGCAGUAACUCUAAGUUAAGACGUUUUAUAUAAAGACAUUGGUAAACUUAAAUAGUCAAGUUUUGUGUUGGAGCAAAUGAUGAUAACAUAAAGCAUAACUAUGGAAAAUGAAUUGCAUUCUUUUUGUUGUGGGAAGAAAAUUUGGGUCUUCGGUUUAAGUAACUUGGUAUUAGCCAGUGCUGGUUACAGUACGUAGAUGACUGUUAUCAGUGUUACAAACAAGGUCUAAAGUUAGGAAAUAUUUUUCAGAAAAAAAAAAUUGAUUUUUAAUCAACCCACUUUUGUUUCAGAACAACAAGAAAAUAUGAGUUUGUAUAAUUCUGAAUAGCAGGUGUCAGAAAUGCUUUUUUUGCUUUUUGUUUUCUUCUUUUUCCUUUGUGAAUUGCAUUUUUUUUCCCCUUUUUUCAUUAUAUUUGCAUUAUAUUUGAGCUGGUUGUAAAUAGUAAGUUGAGUUAUCUUGCUUUUUUAAUGUCUGUGUUUUGGUUUCUUUUUCAAUAUGCAGGAUACCUUGAGUUAUAUUUUUUAGCAUAUACGUGAAGAGUGAGAUGCUUAAAAUUGUAUUUUAGAGUUGUCUUUAACAUGAUUUAGAGAUGUUGAGUUGCAUUUUAAAACAAUCACUCAAGGACAGGCUUUAAGUUCCUUUGGAAUUCAACAUAAGUCAGUGGUGGCAAUAAGACUAUUAAUAUAGUAAGAUGUUUCCUGGAUUUGUCUGUUGCCAUGAGAUUUCAAAUACAAAUCAAUUACAUGUUUAAUUUUGGCUUUGACUGGGGACAUGCAGCUUUUGACUAAAAGGUGAAUGUGAUCAGUGGAAGGCCACCCUUCAUUCUGUAGUGUGCAAUUAAUAAACCAGCGAAAAACCUGACCAACAAAAGUAAAAAAGAAACCCAUGAAUUCUGCUGCAUUGCAAACUGUACCUCAUUUGUGACUCUUCAUUUUUGUGGUUAUUUUUUGUUUAUAAUCAAAUGCUAGCCCAGUAUCUUGCUGAGAAAUCUUGUUUCUACAAAGCUGAAAAUGAUGAAUGCUGUGUAAGAAACACCUCUCACUGGGUUCUGAUACAACUGUAACAUUCAACUGCUGAAGAAGAAAAUGUAUCUCAGUCACUUCUGAAUUGUAAUAUUAAUCUGAUGUGUACUGAGCUAUUGAAAAUCAAGCUUGAAAUGUACUGCUGUUUUCACCAAAUCCUUUUCUCAGCUAUGUUCAACAAGGCACAGGGAAAAGAUGAGCAUACGAAUCAUAGACUGAGUGUAAGAAGUGAUAUGCAAUUACAGGAACUUACUGUGGUCAUGCAAAUAAUUUAGAUUGUUGUCAGAGGAGAAUCUGUCAUUUUAUUCUUUUUUCUCAAAUCUCUCAAGGUUUCUGAAAGCAACUUCACUGUCAUAACCUGUUUUGAAUUCAUGAAAUAACGCUGCUUAUUGAAUUCAAGUGAAGCCUUUUGUUUUUCUAUAAUAAAAACACAUAAUAGUACUUGUCUGCUUUGUUUAAUUUAUGGUGUGUUGAGGUGCUGCAUGUUCUGUAGGAGGCAGCAUUUCCUGCAACUUUUGUUGUAAGCAUGUAUUAAGCCUGAGUAACUCAGUUCAGUACUGUAGAUGGCAGCUUUUGAAAAAGCUGAUGCCUCCUCAGUAUUCUGGAGAAGUUCUCCAGUUUUAGGAGUGAAACAUUUGUUUAUACUGCUGGGAUACUCACUGAGUAAAACAAAUACAUUCCUGAAAGAAGGAAUUUUAAAUACCAACACAUUCCAUUAACAUAUUUGCAAAUUUCUACAGCAGUUACUGUAGCAAAGGCAGCAUGAGGUGAAUUGUUCUAUAAUACUUUUCCUUCUGAAAGAACUUAAUUUUGAGUAGUGUUGUCAUUUGGUUUGAGCUGUCUUAACAGGAACUUUCCACAGUGUGGAGCUCAGUGCUUAAAGGAUAGCAUGACUACAUUUUGAUUGAUCUAGUGCAUCAAAGACUGCACAGAAAGGCUUCAUUCUCAUGAAAUGUUUAAGGAAAAGGUUUAUCUUGCUCUGUUUUUGGUCCAGAAUUAAUUUACCCAUUUCUCUUUUGUCAGCAUAUUUGUAGAAGCCCUGCUUGGAUGGGUGGAAGGGCGGAGCACUCUGGUGACAAUCAAAAGCUCAUUACUGAAAAGGGUACCGAAACAAAAUGUGCUUCCGUAAAGCUUUCUUAAUGUCCAACAAGACUACAGACAUUUCAGGUCAUGUUAUGCUGAGUCGGUGGUUCUGGUUCUCAAAUCUUUUCCAGAAAUGCAGCAGCUUUCUGCUUUUUUGUUGUCAUCUUGUAACAUACUGAAUCUCAUUGAAACUGCUGCAUGUUGUAUUGGUAUAACCAGUGGAGACAGUUUUGACAGUCUUGUGUUGAACACUUUGUUGAACUCUUAAAUUGAAAGGUUUCUGUAGUCUGCCUAGGCAGCAUAAGUACUCCCAAAACAAUUAUCUUCCUCUGGUUUCUGAAAUGGUAACCGUUUUAAAGGAUUACUCAUACUAACCUGUAUUUUGAUUCUCUGACAUAGAGCACCAUUAGCAGCUGAUGUGAAAGGUCCUGUUUCUAGUAGACUUCAUUCUGCUUGUAAGCCAAGGAGCAUAGAAGUGUUUGCAAUUGUAGAAUAAAUAAAGCCAUUUUACACAGAG